UCGUGAUGGACCCGUUUGACAGCUCCGAAUCUUGUCUUGUUGAGUCGAAGAAUGCGGCAGAGAAUACAGAAUCGCGUUUGCCAUGGGCCCGGUUCUCGUCGUGGCUGGAGUGUGUCUGCGUCGUUACCUUCGACCUCGAGCUCGGCCAAGCUAUAGAGGUAUUGUGGGUUGCAGUGUACUGUAGCAUCCCUAGCAGGUGUUGUUGACAUCACAUCUGACAUCCGUUCUAGCUAGCUAGCGUGCUAAUGUUGUUCAUGUGUACAAAGUCUUGUUUGCUUGCUGAAAUAAAUCACCAUGAUCCACAUCACCAGAUCAACCUCUCAUGUGUUUCAUAAUCUGGCCAGCCGGCGCAUGUGUGGAAUAGUGACAUCUUGAUAUCAUACAUACUGGCACUUUUUCUCCUCUAUUCCAGUUUGUGUACCCCCACGAUGUGAAACUCACUGAGAAGGAGGUACGAAAUGAAUUUAUGCUCAUACUUUUUGUGAUGCCCCCCCAUACAUAACAAGCUAGUUGCCUGUCAAUUAUUCAAUAAUUUUGUAUGUCCCUGAUUGUGCUUCCUCUCUUUUAAACUCCAGAAAACCAGCAUUUGCUACCUGUCCUUCCCUGACUCUUACUCAGGUUAGUGAAUCAGAUUACACAAUCUGUCAUCACAUUAUCACAAAAUACAUUACAGUCAGUCAGAGGCCCAACCCCAAAUCGACCCAGGACCCUAGGCCCUAUGCACUUGUGGAGAUCUGGCAUGAAUUGAUGGCUUUUAGCAAUAUGGUGAAACUUCCACCUAACUGGCGGCCCAUGGUGGUGAUUUUAUUUGGCCCCCCAAGUUUUCUGAGCAAAAACAAAAAUAGUUAAAAAUAUAUAUAUAUUUUUUUAUUGCUGGACACAAAAGACUGUAAAAACACCAGCAAAUCAGCACCAAGUGAUUUUAAUUUUGGAAAUCUGUUCUAAAGUAUUCCCACGCAUAGUAGAUAGAUACAUGUGAUUGUAUACAAAUGUAAGCAAAGUUUGAAAUGAUUAUGUUUUAGUCAAAUAUGAUAUCUGUUUGGGCUUUGUGUGGUCAAUUUGCAGUCUACAAAUUAUUUGUAAUUAUGUUCCGGCCCUCAGACCAUCUGCUCAAGAAAAGAUCGGCCCGCGGCUGAAUCUAGUUGAUGAUCCCUGCUGUAUUGCUUACACCUGUCAAAUCCACUCAGAUCUCCACAAGUGCGUAGGGUCUAGGGGUUGAUUUGCGAUUGGGCCAAAAAUCUAUAUCAGUCACAUGACCUGUGUGAUGUGUUUCCCAGGAUGCCUUGGGGACACCCAGUUCAGCUUCAGACUGCGUCAGUCUGUGGGCCGCAGGGGCUCCUGGAUCGGAGAGGAGGACGCCUACAGCAGAGACGCACCUGUCACACUACAGGUGAGCCCUCUGUCUGGCCCAAUCCCAAAUCACACUUGUGGAGAUCUGAUUGGAUUUGACAGGUGUAAGCAAUAGGGUAAUAGCUCCACAUUGCCCUCUGAUAGGCUAGAUGAAAGUUUCACCAUAUUGCUUAUAUCAACCAAAUCCUCUCACAUCUCCACAAGUGCAUAGGGUGUAGGGCUUACUCUUAGGGGUCGAUUUGGGAUUGGGAGUCUGUCAUCGGUCCUUUACUGUGGUCUGACUGAACAACUGGUCUAGGCCAGGGACAGUUUGGUUGCUACCUUUUAGGGUUAUGGUUGUUUUUUUUAAUAGGGACAGCUAAUCUGAAAUCAGUGACUGGAGUGGAAUAUCAUGUCAGCCACCACUAAUCUUCUGUCAUUGCAAUAACUUGAUUAUUCUCAACUCUCACCCUUUCCCUUUCUCCCUCAGCGAGAGCUGGCCCAUUUCUAUGGCUAUGUCUACUUCAGACAAGUCAAGGACGCUGCCGUCAAAAGAGGCUACUUUCAGAAGGUGAGAAGCUUAUGUUACAGAUCUGAUUCGUCAUCAGAACCACAAUGUAUUCACAUUUGGUUUUCUCUUUCAUUCUCUCUCCUGCCUUUCUCUUUCACUCCCUAUCUCUCUCUAGUCUCUUGUCCUGGUGUCCAGACUACCGUAUGUCCACCUCUUUCAGUCCCUGCUGCAGAUCAUAGCUCCAGAGUAUUUUGAGAAGUUGGAGCCUUGCCUUGAAGCAGGUGGGGAGAUAACUUCUUGUCUUUUUUUUCAGAGUGUUAUCUUAUUUCUAAUUUGUCUCCCAUUAUAGUUACCUGGGGCUCUAUGGUACAGUCUGGACUCUACUUCCCUAACCUUUUCUUCUCACUCUCCCACCGUGCAGUGUGCAACGAGAUUGACCAAUGGCAAUCUCCGGUGCCAGGGCUGACACUCAACCUGCCUGUAAUGGCCGUGGUCAUGCAGGUCAGGAUCCCAUCCAAAAACGACAAACCAGAGGGAAGUCCGGUGAAACAGGAACAAAAUGAGGUUGGUAUUGCUUUUUAUGUAAUGGGCCACAUGCCCAUGGAAAUACGACUUCUCCAUGAUGUUAGUAAAGUUGAUGUUAGUUGAUAGGUAUCGCUAGAGGAUUAUUAAUCUAAAAAAAGUAUGUUCCUGUUAUAACCAGAAUCUUCUACCAGCCCCUAUGAUGCUACCGACCAUACAUGAGCUUGACCUCUUCAAGUAAGUGAAAAUCUAAACUUCAUAGACUGUGAGUAGUUAUGUAUCUGUUUAUGUAUUUGUGUAAAUUACAUGGCUUGAAUUUAGCUGUAUUUUCAGUUUAAUUUGAGGAUACAUUGUAUUAGUGAAAGCAGCAUCCAUCAGAUAUGAACUGACCUUUGCCCUCUGACCUGUUCAGGUGUUUCCAGUCCUUCCUGAUCCACCUGCAGAUGCUCUGGGAGCUCAUGCUACUCGGAGAGCCCGUGGUCGUCAUGGCACCCUCUCCCACUGUCUCCUCGGAAACCGUGCUGGCCCUAGUGAGGUAAACAGAAAAUGCAUGAAAAGAUGCCAAAUGAUGUAUGACAUUUAGCUUCACGUGUAUGUAACGCAACUCAAUGUAACUCAGUGAGUUUGUCAAAUUAAAAUUAUUAUUUUCCCCUUCCUAUAGCUCGAUUGCUCCACUGCGGUGUUGCUGUGACUACAGGCCCUACUUCACCAUACACGACACUGAGUUUAAGGAGUAUACCACUAGGACACAGGCACCGUGAGUAGGGCUUACUCUAAAUAUUGUGUUUAUACCAGAGGGGCAACUCAACUCACUCUGCUCCCUUUCUCUCUCCUCUCCAGUCCCAAUGUGAUUCUGGGGGUCACCAAUCCCUUCUUCAUAAAGAUCUUCCAGUCCUGGCCCCACAUUAUACGCCUCGGAGAACUCAAGAUGUCAGGUGAUCUGCCUAAGCAGGUGAAGGUGAAGAAACUAGCCAAGCUGAAAACACUGGACACUAAACCAGGUAAAACAUCUGGAGUUAUGGAGCCAACAUAGUUUGAGAGCGUGAGUUAUUAGUGUGUCAAAAUGUUAUCCCUACCUGUAGGUAUCUACACAGCACAUAAAACAUUCCUUCAAAAAGACAAGUCCCUCAUCAAAAGACUCCUAAAAGGGAUCCAGAGGAAGAGGCCAUCUGAGGUGCAGAGCGCCAUCUUGAGGAGACAUCUAUUAGAACUCACCCAGAGCUUCAUCAUCCCACUGGUGAGGGCACUGCCUUCCCUGACACGUACACUACCAGUUAAAAGUUUGGACACACUUACUCAUUCAAAGGUUUUUCUUUAUUUUUUUACAAUUUUUUACAUUGUAGAAUAAUAGUGAAGACAUCAAACCUAUGAAAGAACACAUAUGGAAUCAUGUAGUAACCAAAAAAGUAUUAAACAAAUUGUAUAUUUGAGAUUCUUCAAAUAGCCACCCUUUGCCUUAAUGACAGCUUUGCACACUCUUGGCAUUCUCUCAACCAGCUUCAUGAGAUAGUCACAUGGAAUGCAUUUCAAUUAACAGGUGUGCCUUCUUAAAAGCUAAUUUGUGGAAUUUAUUUCUUUCUUCAUGCGUUUGAGCCAAUCAGUUAAAUGGCAAGAACAGCUCAAAUAAGCACUUUAAGAGAUGAAGGUCAGUCAAGAACUUUGAAAGUUUCUUCAAGUGCAGUCGCAAAAACCAUCAAGCGCUAUGAUGAAACUGGCUCUCAUGAGGACCGCCACAGGAAUGGAAGACCCAGAGUUACCUAUCCUGCAGAGGAUAAGUUCAUUAGAGUUACCAGCCUCAGAAAUUGCAGCCCAAAUAAAUGCUUCACAGAGUUCAAGUAACAGACACAUCUCAACAUCAACUGUUCAGAGGAGACUGUGUGAAUCAGGCCUUCAUGGUCGAAUUGCUGCAAAGAAACCACUACUAAAGGACACCAAUAAUAAGAAGAGACUUGCUUGGGCCAAGAAACACGAGCAAUGGAUAUUAGGGCUAUUUGACCAAGAAGGAGAGUGAUGGAGUGCUGCAUCAGAUGACCUGGCCUCCACAAUCCCCCGACCUCCACCCAAUUGAUGGUUUGGGAUGAGUCGGACCGCAGAGUGAAGGAAAAGCAGCCAACAAGUGCUCAGCAUAUGUGGGAACUCCUUCAAGACUGUUGGCAAAUAAUUCCAGGUGAAGCUGGUUGAGAGAAUGCCAAGAGUGUGCAAAGCUGUCAUCAAGGCAAAGGGUGGCUAUUAGAAGAAUCUCAAAUAUAAAAUAUAUAUGGAUUUGUUUAACACUUUUUUGCUUACUACAUGAUUCCACAUGUGUUAUUUCAUAGUUUUGAUGUCUUCGCUAUUAUUCUACAAUGUAGAAAAUAGUAAAAAUAAAGAAAAACCCUGGAAUGAGUAGGUGUGUCCAAACUUUUGAGUGGUACUGUACAAACCACCCAUAUAUAGACUAUUUGUCUGUCUGUCUGUCCUGCUGCAUGCUGUGUGUCUCACCUGUCUUUCGGUCUGUCUCCCCCAGGAACGCUACCUGGCCAGCCUGAUGCCUCUGCAGAGGUCUGUGACUCCUUGGAAGGUGGGUAAUAUUGAUAACAAACCUGUUUCUAUAGUAUGUUGAUACUAUGUUUGAAUAUGGUAAUAACAUGUGUCUGUGUUUCAGACCCCUCCUCAGAUCCGUCCCUUUAGUCAGGAGGAGUUCAUGGGGACUUUGGAGCACGCUGGACCUCAGCUCACCUCUGUGCUCAAAGGGGAUUGGGUGGGCCUGUACAGGUGAGUCUGUCCACCUUCCACCUCACCUGUCAUUUCUAACUAUUGUAUCUUGUUGUGGCACGUUUUUCUAAACAAAUCAUUCAUAAUGCAUUGCACUUCGAUGUAUGGCCUUGUAGGAAAUUCUUCAGGUCCCCCAAUUUCGAUGGCUGGUAUCGCCUGCGACACAGAGAGAUGACCCAGAAACUAGAAUGUCUCCACCUAGAGGUCGUCUGUGAUGCUGUGAGUUGAUCCCCACAGCCUUGUUCACUCACACCUAAAGACAUUAGUUUAACUCUACUUACAGAGCAUCAUGUGACCAAUAAACUCAACCACACGACUCCACUGACUUUACUUCAGUUAGGAGUCCUUUCCCUACCCAUAGGAGUUGAUUUAGUUUAAUGUUUUGUUAAUGAUCUGCUCACCCAGGACCUGCUGGGUUGGACCAAAGACAAGUCAGAGGUGGAGAUCGUGGACCUGGUUCUGAAACUGAGAGAGAAACUGGUCAGUAAAACCCAUCAAUAUGUCCAUUACGCUCACCUCAACGGGUGCCGUUUGUAACAUGCUAUAUUUAGUGUAAGAAAUGAAUUCUGUGCCACAAACCGUUGCAUACUAUAGUCUCUGUCUGUCUCCCCCACUCCAGAUGAAGGCUGGCAAGCAGCAGCUCCCAGUGAAGGAAGGGGUGCUGGUGAAAUUAGAGGGAUACCUCCAGACCGUCAUCAGCUCUCUACCAGAGGACCUGCAGACUGUACUACACAGAUAUUGACGCUAACACUGGUACACUGAAUAGAUACAGAAACUGACACUGAAAUGUUUAGUUUUUAGUCUUUUAAAAACAACCUGAAACUAAAAGUAUUGCCAUCACCCAAACCACUACCCCCUCUGAGUAAGAUAAUGAAGGUUUAGAAUGUAGCAAACUAGAAGUUUAGGUAAAAUAAGAAACAUAGCUAUGUUUCAUCGUGACAAUAACAUUAGGUUAAGGGGAAUAGAGUAGUUGAAAUGUAGGCUUUAUGAGAUUAUGCCUUCACAAAGUAUCCUGAUUGUUACUAGAGGGAUUGAAGCAUAUACCUGUGGAGAGGGACAUGUUUGAGUAUAGCCUUUUGCUCGAUUCCAGCUAUUCAGAUGUAACAUGCAUAGUUGUUAGGGUAAAAUAUAACUAGCAUAUGCACCUUUUUAUUUUGAUGAGUUUAAAACACUUGUCAUUAAACCCAUAAAAGGGGUGAAUUACAUUUAAGUGACUAACUGCAUUUUGAGGCUUUCAUCAAUCUCAGUAUUUUAUAUUGAUCAAGCACAAACAAAUCACACUACAUUGAAACACCUCUAAAUAUCCAGGUUACAAAAUCUUGAAUUCCAGAUUUCA
Messenger RNA from Coregonus sp. 'balchen', 6449 nucleotides. NCBI's taxonomy places the organism in Eukaryota, Metazoa, Chordata, Actinopteri, Salmoniformes, Salmonidae. The record is from the annotation of a GenBank genome assembly.